GACGGUGCACGUCCAGUCGUCCACCACCACCACCACGGGUCGGACGCCGUCGUGCGUACAUAUCCAGACGCAGACGCCGACAUUGGCGCACCAAACGCACACACCGCGCGCGUCGGCGGCCAUGGCCACGACGCCGUCUCCUCCUCCCUCCGCGACGACGAUGCGCGCCGUCCAGUACGACGGCUACGGCGGCGGAGCCGAAGGGCUCAAGCAUGUGGAGGUGCCGAUCCCGUCGCCGAAGAAAGGCGAGGUGCUGAUCAAGAUGGAGGCGGCGAGCAUCAACCCCAUCGACUGGAAGAUUCAGAAGGGGAUGCUCCGGCCAUUCCUGCCAUGGAAGUUCCCAUCAAUUCCAGCGUGCGAUCUCGCCGGAAAAGUCGCGGCGGUCGGCGGCGGCGUGCGCAGGUUCGAGCUCGGCGACAAGGUCAUCGCCAUCAAUUUCCCGAGUGGCGGCGGCUUCGCCGAGUACGCGGUGGCGCAGGCGUCGCUCACGGUGGAGCGGCCGCCGGAGGUGUCCGCGGCGGAGGGCGCGUGCCUGCCGCUCGCGGCGGUGACCGCGCUGCAGGCGCUGAGGGCCGCGGGGGCCGGCCUGGACGACGCGCCGCCGCCCAAGAACGUCCUGGUCACCGCGGCGUCCGGCGGCGUCGGCCACUUCGCGGUGCAGCUCGCCAGGCUGGGCGGCCACCGCGUCACGGCCACCUGCGGCGCGCGCAACCUCGCCCUCGUCGCCGGCGAGCUCGGCGCCGACGAGGCGCUCGACUACGCCACCCCGGACGGCGCCGCGCUCCGGAGCCCGUCGGGCAGGAGGUACGACGCCGUGGUGCACUGCGCGCCGCACCUCCCCUGGCAGGUGUUCGACCGCGUCCUCGCCGAAGGCGACACCGGCGGCGUCGUCGUCGACAUCACGCCUUCCCCCGCGGCCUUGGCCACCGCGCUGCUGCACAGGGUGACCUUCUCCAAGAAGAGGCUGACGCCGUUCAUGUUCUCGCCGAGCAAGGCGGACAUGGAGCUCCUGGUGGCCAUGGCGAGGCAGGGGAAGCUCAAGCCCGCCGUCGACUCGUGCCACCCGCUGAGCGACGCCACCGGCAAGGUCGUCGUCAAAAUCGGAGAAGAAGAAUGAGCACGACGCAGGGAGAUACCGUUGGAUGUUGGAACAGUAUGUUCAGUGGCAGCGCACGGUUAACUGUUAUUGUAUGAAAAUAAUGUUUUUUAAAGAAACACGGUACAAACGUAAACGUUCAUGACACGCGUGCACUCACUCCUAUAAACACACACGCACACUCUAUCUUUACGAGUACCUCCGAAAGAUUGAACCUAA
Oryza sativa Japonica Group (Japanese rice) is the source of this 1315-nucleotide messenger RNA. RefSeq names its product chloroplast envelope quinone oxidoreductase homolog. NCBI's taxonomy places the organism in Eukaryota, Viridiplantae, Streptophyta, Magnoliopsida, Poales, Poaceae. Gene Ontology annotation, molecular function: oxidoreductase activity. The record is from RefSeq and is a predicted model, not a curated record.